UGCAAAACCCGACAGGCAGUUCGCGUACGUGCUGUAUAGGGCGUUUGUACGAAGGAGUUGCCUUUGUUUACACGGACAAUUUUACUUACUUUAUGAUGAGCUGGGACUUGCAGCUUAACUCCAUACUCAGUGCUACUGACAGCAAUGUGGAAAAAAUAAGGCAAAGACUGAAUACUUCAAGAAGUGUAUCAAAAGGAUUCAUGCUUGACAAAAUGGGCAUUAAGGAGUUUCGACUGAGCGAACCAGAAGUGUCAUCACCAAAGCCAUCCUUCCUGUACAUGGACAUUCAAAGCCAAAAGUCAUCUGUAGAAAGCCGCUCACUUCCAAACAGUUCCCUAGAGAUGCAGACGAAGGUUAUUGAAUCUCUCAGUCAGGCUGUGCAAAGACUUGAAAAAGAAAAGGAACAGCAACAGCACAGGAUCAGAAAACUGGAGGGCAUGAAGUUGAGGAGCUGAGGAGGCAGCUGAAAAUUCAUCUUGAAGACAAGCAGUACAGUAAACCUGUAAAAGGGGGAAAGCCUGGCAAAGUAAAGAAGCACAAGACAAGAGACCCACCACAGUUCCUUCCAGAAAAUGAAGACUCCGCUUCAGUUCUCAGCCUGGGGGAUAUCCACUCAGAUGACAGCUCCCUUCUUACAGUCCUAGAUUUAGAACCAAAGUCUAGAUCAAGCAAAUUAAAGAAACAUAAGACAAAAAACCUACCACAGUUCAUCGCAGAAAAUGAAGAUUCAUCUUCAGUUCUCAGUCUGGGAGAUAUCAGCUCAGAUGACAGCUCUUUUCUUACAGUCCUAGAUUUAGAACCAAAUCCUACAGCAAACUUGAAGAGGAGAGCAAGAUCGACUCUGCUUCUAGAGAAAAGUGAAAAUGGCCAAGUAGGCUGUAUACAAAAAGAAGAUGAUGAAUAUGCUGUCAGUAGUGAUCUGGAUGGGCUUUCUGACAGCCCUGAACUCACUUUCAGUGAUCUCUGAUGUUUUAGAGGACUGUGCAUCAGUAAAAUUUGUGAAAAGGACAUGUUAGCAGCUGUGCCAACUGGAGAAAUUUCCCAUCACUCAUGCCAUUUCCACCAGGUGUAUAUAGUGAUGCAUGAUUGACUGCAUGCUGUCCAGAAAACCAGGACCACUCCAUAAGGAAAUCAUGUGGAAGAUCAUCAGGCUUUAUGAGAUUGUCUUGCGGGGUGCUUUUUAUAUUGUGAAAUUUAUGGCCUACUGUGCCAGGUUUGAGCUGUGGAGCUUAACAUUUGCCAAUUAUUUUUUAGUCUUCCUGUAAUGUUUAAUAAAUGCGCAAACACAGAA
Messenger RNA from Protopterus annectens (West African lungfish), 1291 nucleotides. Its product is annotated as synaptonemal complex protein 1-like. NCBI's taxonomy places the organism in Eukaryota, Metazoa, Chordata, Ceratodontiformes, Protopteridae. The record is from RefSeq and is a predicted model, not a curated record.